This is a messenger RNA of Gongylonema pulchrum, 400 nucleotides long. The record is from the annotation of a GenBank genome assembly. Lineage: Eukaryota; Metazoa; Nematoda; Chromadorea; Rhabditida; Gongylonematidae.
CAGCUUAGUUUUCAAACGGUCUGGUAUAACUCUGUCCGAGAUGUGGCAGCAUCUGCACCGGCGAAUCAAAUGUCUGGAUAUUUGCUGCGUAAACUCCGUAGUUCUACGGGUUGGCAAAAACUGUGGGUUGUGCAUGCAAAUUUCACACUGUUUUUCUUCCGAUCACAUCAGGAACAAGAACCAAUCGCCGUACUACCGAUCAUCAGUUACCAUAUAUCGCUGCCGCAGCUCAGUGAUAGAAUCGAGUUUGAAAAUGUUUUCAAGAUAUCUUAUAAAGCGCAUUAUUACUUCUUCCGAGCCGACAGCCUAUAUGCCUUCUCAAAGUAAGCACAUGUAUUAUUGGCUGUUUGCAUUUAUUUGUAAUAUCUACUUCAGGGUGACCGGAGCAUGUCCUCCCUAA